AGUUUUCUCGUUUCCGAACCAUCUCAAAAGGUCGAAGCCGGGUGUAUAAUUGGCUUUAUAGGUAUAGCUACCAUGGCAUACGCCCCGAUUCGAGUGACCCCCAUGGCAUCUGAUGUUUCCACGGGUUUUGAACGAGGCGGCAUCUUCUUGGUAUCUGAUGAGAAUGCCCUCUCCAAAGAUAUUGAGCAUCUGCACCAACCUGAUGCUUGUAGAACUGAUAUCAGACCUCUUUUACAUCUUAUAGAGGAAACGAUCCUUCACAUGGAUGCUUCCGAUGUGAACUUACAGGAUGGGGCUGUCAGAGAAGGUAUUGAAGAAUGUAAUGCUUUUCCGAACACAAUUAACAGGAUAUCCAAAGAGAUGGAAAGACAAGUACUGAGUGGCACCAGUGAACACAAUGUAACCCUCUCAGUUUUGGGUUUGUUGCAACACUUUUCUUGGGAUGUCAAGGUGGUGAUCACAUUAACAGCAGCUAUAUAUACGUUCGCAACCUACUGGCUCCGAAAUUUUUCAAAAUCUCUUGCAUAUUUUCUAAGGAUGUAUGAAGGCCAGUUUGAAGCCACUAAAAAAUUAAUAAAGGCCAUACUUGAUACAACCAAGUGUGUUGUUGAGUUUGAAGAGUUAAGCGGAAUGUAUUUCACUGAUGAACAUCCUGAACUCAAGGCUGCAAGGAGUCGUAUUCCUAUAGCUGUUUACAUGAUAAUCAAAAGUGCGGUGAUUGCUGCAGCCCAAAUUACAACCAUGUCUAGCCAGAAAGAUGGGUAA
This is a messenger RNA of Chenopodium quinoa (quinoa), 765 nucleotides long. Its product is annotated as protein SIEVE ELEMENT OCCLUSION B-like. Gene Ontology annotation, biological process: phloem development. The record is from RefSeq and is a predicted model, not a curated record. The transcript has 3 exons. The coding region runs from base 73 to 765 and encodes 230 amino acids. NCBI's taxonomy places the organism in Eukaryota, Viridiplantae, Streptophyta, Magnoliopsida, Caryophyllales, Amaranthaceae.